Ochotona princeps (American pika) is the source of this 1115-nucleotide messenger RNA. It is a transcript of the gene SAMD10, whose product is annotated as sterile alpha motif domain containing 10. Gene Ontology annotation, biological process: cell surface receptor protein tyrosine kinase signaling pathway. The record is from RefSeq and is a predicted model, not a curated record. The coding region runs from base 112 to 714 and encodes 200 amino acids. Gene Ontology annotation, cellular component: cytoplasmic side of plasma membrane. The transcript is spliced from 4 exons. Gene Ontology annotation, molecular function: protein binding. NCBI's taxonomy places the organism in Eukaryota, Metazoa, Chordata, Mammalia, Lagomorpha, Ochotonidae.
CCGGACCGGCUCGGCGGGCCGGCCGGGCGGGGCGGGGCGGUGCGCGCUCCCCGCCGGCCACACCGGCCGCCUGCGCGGCCAGGGGCGUUCGCGGGCGGCGCCGCGGGCCCCAUGUUCGGCGAGCUGAGGACCAAGCGAAGCCCCCCGCGAGGCCGCGCCGGGGCUGUGCGCGCGGGCUUCGGGGAGCACCGGGAUGUGGACGCCACUGCGCACUUCAGCUUCUGCCGGACCCUCCUGGACCACACGGUGUCAGCGGAAAGCAUCCCCCGCCACCUGCCUCGGGCACCAGGCACCAGCCUCACGUGGCACCAUGACUCACGCAGCCAGAGACCCAUCAAGCUCCUACAGCAACCUGGCACAGAGGUCCCCCAGGGUCAGCUGUGCCUGGACCACUGCGGCCUGUACCAUACCAGCCCCUUGCCAGGCGGCCUGACACGACCUGUGGUGCUGUGGAGUCAGCAAGAGGUGUGCAAGUGGCUCAAGAAGUCCUGUCCACAUAACUACCUCGUCUACGUGGAGGCCUUCUCCCAGCACGCCAUCACUGGCCGGGCCUUGCUGCGGCUGAAUGCGGAGAAGCUGCAACGCAUGGGGCUGGCACAGGAGGCCCAGAGGCAGGAGGUGCUGCAGCAGGUGCUGCGUCUGCAGGUGCGCGAGGAGGGACGGAGCCUGCAGCUUCUCAGCCAAGGUCAGUGGCCUGGGCCGGGCUGUGAUUAGGCGCAGGGUGCAUGGGACGGCCUCUUGGUGGGGCCCGAGAAUGCGACCAUGCCCCUCCCCACCCCAUCUGCCCCACAGCUUCCUUUGGGAACAUGUCCUAGCUGCUGCUGAGGCUCGGACCCCAGACCCCAGCACUGUGACCCGGGCCUGUGGCCAAGGAUGGCUCAGCUCCCCCUGGACGCUGCAGGAUGCUCAGUGGACUGGAGGAGACUCUGGGUGGGCUGGGGCCCCUUCUUCUGGCACCUGAACUCUGGCUCCCUAGUGCUCCUGACCACUUGAGGGGCAACUGGCUGGGGCCAGGGUGGGUUUGGACAGCCCCUGGUCGGCCAGGUGCCUGCUGCAUCAGGAAGCUGGCCUGUUUGCUGCCCGCAGGGGAUGCACUAUCUCCACUCCCUUAGCUC